GUUGAGCUAUCUAUCUACAUCCCUUCUCCGGUGGCCAGCCACACUUGUUUUCAUUUAAUGAUAUAACCAUCCACCAUCUGCCCACCCUACCCUUCCCUUUUUAUAAUCCAUUCCAAAUUCCCAAUUCAUCUUCAUUUUCCUUUUCAUUUUCAUCUUUACACAAUUAUAUAAUAAACUCUUUUGAUUUAUUUGCACCAUGGAUACUAAUAAUACGGUUGAUAUGGAUAAGGAGAGGUUAACGGCGGAGCUCGCGAUUAAGGAUUCGUCCUCCGUCGUUAUUAAAAUCCGGCGAAAGCUACCAGAUUUUUUACAAUCUGUUAAACUGAAAUAUGUGAAGCUUGGUUAUGGAUAUUCUUGUAACACUGCAACUCUUGUUCUGCUUCUCAUUCUUUUCCCUUUGAUCAUAGCCACUCUCAUUCAGCUCACCGGGCUUAAUCUAGACACGUUCGCCUUGAUUUUCACUAGUGUUGAUACCGUUACUAGUCUAACCGGUGCUGUCGUCUUGUUCUUCAUAUCAGGGGUUUAUUGGGCGAAACGUCCCACUCGGGUUUAUCUCGUGGACUUUGCUUGCUACAAACCCGACGACGAAUGUAAAAUCGCGAACGAAGCGUUCGCGAAAAUGUCUGAAGAAUCCGGAUUUUUCGAAUCAGAAACGUUGAAUUUCCAGAGACGAAUUGCCGGGCGGUCCGGGUUAGGAGACGAGACGUAUUUACCAAAAGCUAUCACAGCUCGGCCUCCGCAACUCACCAUGAAAGAAGCAAGGGCGGAGGCCGAACUUGUGAUGUUCGGUGCCCUGGAUUCGCUCUUUAGCAAAACCGGGGUCCGACCACAGGAAAUUAGCAUCUUGAUAGUGAAUUGUAGCUUGUUUAAUCCAACCCCUUCACUAUCCUCCAUGAUCGUUAACCAUUACAAGCUUCGGCCCGAUAUCAUGAGCUUUAACCUCGGCGGAAUGGGCUGCAGCGCUGGAGUUAUCUCAAUCGACUUGGCGAAAAACCUCUUGAAAGCGAACCCGAACUCGUACGCUGUUGUAUUGAGCAUGGAAAAUGUCACUCUCAACUGGUACCCUGGGAAUGAACGAUCAAUGCUUUUGUGUAACUGCAUUUUUCGUAUGGGCGGCGCCGCCAUGCUGCUCUCGAACAAAUCGAGAGACCGCAGGAGGGCGAAGUAUGAGCUAAUGCACACGGUCCGCACACAUAAGGGGGCGGAUGACAAGUGUUACAACUGUGUUUACCAAAGAGAGGACGAUAAAGGUAUUAUCGGUGUUUCACUUGCACGAGAACUCAUGGCGGUCGCGGGGGAUGCACUCAAGACAAAUAUAACAACUAUGGGACCCUUAGUGCUUCCGUUUUCGGAACAGUUGAUGUUUUUUCUAACACUCGUGAAGCGAAAAGUGUUUAAAAUGAAGGUGAAGCCGUAUAUUCCCGAUUUCAAGCUCGCGUUUGAGCAUUUCUGCAUUCACGCGGGUGGGCGGGCGGUCCUGGAUGAGAUCCACAAGAAUUUGAACCUAACAGACAUGCAUAUGGAGCCAUCGAGGAUGACGUUGUAUCGGUUUGGAAACACGUCUAGUAGUUCUUUGUGGUAUGAAUUGUCGUAUGCGGAAGCCAAAGGACGGGUUUCAAAAGGGGACCGCGUGUGGCAGAUAGCUUUCGGGUCAGGUUUCAAGUGUAACAGCGCGGUUUGGAGAGCGUUGAAGUCGGUUCCGGCCGGGUGUGAGGGUAACCCGUGGGCUGAUUGCAUUGAUAAGUACCCGGUUAAAGUUCCGGUUUAAAUAUUGAACCUUAAAAGGACCAAACAACCUUAAAAAAGACCAAACAAAGUUCAAGUGAUAUUAUUAUAAGGAUUAUUACUACGUAUAGUAAAAGUCUUCUUGUUUUGUUCACACAAGAAGUUGGUGUUUGUAUAUUCAUGGUGGAAAAAAGAAUCACUAGAUAGAAUUUUGGGUCAAGUGUUUUUUUAAUUCCCACAUGAUUAUUUGAUGUUAUAUGUUUUGCAACUGUAUUUGACUUACAGAGAGUGUCAUUUAUCAUGUAUUUAAAUUUGAAUAUAUAUAUAUCUAUUUAGUUA
Helianthus annuus (common sunflower) is the source of this 2064-nucleotide messenger RNA. RefSeq names its product 3-ketoacyl-CoA synthase 1. The record is from RefSeq and is a predicted model, not a curated record. Gene Ontology annotation, molecular function: acyltransferase activity, transferring groups other than amino-acyl groups. The transcript has 3 exons. Gene Ontology annotation, biological process: fatty acid biosynthetic process. Gene Ontology annotation, cellular component: membrane. Bases 197 to 1768 code for a protein of 523 amino acids. NCBI's taxonomy places the organism in Eukaryota, Viridiplantae, Streptophyta, Magnoliopsida, Asterales, Asteraceae.